CUUGGCUGCUACUAAGAAUCCCCGGUUUGCUUUUUGGAUGUGGGCUUGUGAUUCAACUCACCUUUCCAGGUCCACGAUUCCCAGCUUUGGAUAUGCCCGAUGCUUGACAUUUGUUAUUAAACUCAUCCUAUCCAUCGCUCAUCAACAUCCCAACACAUUCCACUCUGGCCGCCUGUUAACUCGCCCACCUUGUCCUUCUACAUUCGGCAGCAAUGGGCACUCCUGUAACUACAACAAUCAUUGGAAAUCACAAAGACAGACCGGUGGUGGUGGUCAUCAUAAGCUCCAACGUAGUUGUCAUUCCUGGAUCAACCACCUUGACCGCAGGUCCCCCCACUACUAUUUCAAAUAAUGGACUCAACUUCCUUUUUGGACCGGACAAUGUUCUUUGGGUCGAUGGUACGAGUCUCAAUGUUGCAUCAGCGAUAGUAGGCCCUUCAUCGUCACCUUCAAGUGCAGCGUCUAGCAAUACCAUGUCGACGAUUCUGACCACACCAACACCGGGACAGAGUAUCUCCUUUGUCAGCUCUACGGCAGCGUCUGGAAGUGCUCUAAGUGCCACCCAAUCCACCACAUCACCUACAGCAACAGGCAAAAGCCAUCCGUCUAAGUCUGGUGUCUCUGGAGGAGCGGCUGCUGGAAUCGCCAUCGGCUGUCUCAUUGCAGGAGCAGCUAUUGCCGGGCUCAUUGUGUGGCUGCUGAUGCGAAGGUCAAGGAACAAAAUUCAGGCUGGAUUCCAAGAUCGCCCUGCAGCAGCCCACGCGGGGCCCGAGAAGCAACUCAUUCUUGGGGCGCCCUCCAACGCCAGCUCUGACUCAACCUUGAGGAUAGUCGAAAACCAUCUCCCGCUCCCGCUCGAAGAUAAUGCGAUCUCUGGAGAUGUUACGAAGCUCAGCACCCUGAUCAAAAACCACGUUCAGAGCUACUACCAUGAGUCUCCGGUCGCCUCAGGCACGGUCGAUCUGGAUGCUCUUCAAGCUCUCGGAGACAAUCUGCCUGUCUCCAUCGGAACCCUGGGAACAUUGCUGUCAAAUCCAACGACACGAGAAGUUGGCCUCCGAUUCUGUAUUGCUUGGGUCAUAAUAUCAAGAAGUAAACUCAACGGCGACCCUAAGACCACUCUGCUACCCCCAGAAGUAGUUCAAUGCGUAUCUUCCAUGAGCGCUAUAAACUGGGAGCCCAAAGCCUGGGACGCAUUUACGGCGAAUUGGAAAGCAAUAACCGCCGAAUGUAUAAAAAACGCGUAUCUUCCAAACCCGUUUGGCCCACAAGAUGCUCGCAACGCCAACAUUCUACAAGCCACAGAAGUCCUAGAGACAAUCUUGGCCCCAUUCGCCGUCACUCGAAUGGACCAUAGCACCCGACAACGGAACUUGGAGGAGAUCACUAAGCGGGCGGCUACCUUCGCAUUCGUUCUAUUCUCUCAACGCAGUUCAUGGAGACUAGAUUGGCCAGACUCUCGGACGAUGGCGCCCGGAAGCCUUGUAAUUUUCCCUGCGCUUGAGCAGUUAAUGGACGAAGAGGGCAAAAGGUUCCAGCCCCCGCGGGCUUUCAGCGAAAUGAUAGUGCGGCAGAUAGAUGAAUAAGCUAGCGGGUUGCAUGCGUGGUGGUUGGUCGCUCAGCGUUUGGAAAGCUGCAGGUUCUUUAUAGUUCGCUAGCGGCUUUGGAGUAGACACG
Molecule: messenger RNA, 1677 nt
Organism: Mytilinidion resinicola
Lineage: Eukaryota; Fungi; Ascomycota; Dothideomycetes; Mytilinidiales; Mytilinidiaceae
Exons: 2
Coding region: 213-1586 (457 amino acids)
Source: RefSeq, a predicted model, not a curated record